AUGGGCACGCCCUCUCCAAAUCCUAGACCGCGUUCUCUUCUUUCGGACGAUGAAAUCGAGCCGUAUGUUCGGAAGCAGAGACCGGAUGGAGAGCCGAGGCGUAAAUUACUUGCUCUCAAUGAGGAGGAGCAAAAUAUUAUGCGAACAUCAAUAAAUUCACGAGAACGGAAACGAAUGCACGAUCUAAAUGAGGCGCUUGAAGAAUUGCGAAGUUGCUUACCGUAUUCUCAGGAUUCGUCUUCUAGAAAAAUGAGCAAGAUCAACACUUUGCUACUCGCAAGCAACUGGAUUCGUCAGUUGACCAUGCGUAACCACGAGCUUCAAAAACAGCUGAUCGCUCUUCGAGCUGGAGAGCAGAUUACAACUCCAGCUUCAUCGGCAGCGACCUUUGCCGUUGCUCCGGCUCCACUCGCUUUCGGGAUUGGCCCAGCUCCUUGCGUAAAAGCGCUUGGACAACAUUGUUUUUGUAUCAGUUGCUUAACUAAUGUUAAACACUAG
Molecule: messenger RNA, 498 nt
Organism: Necator americanus (New World hookworm)
Lineage: Eukaryota; Metazoa; Nematoda; Chromadorea; Rhabditida; Ancylostomatidae
Exons: 4
Coding region: 1-498 (165 amino acids)
Biological process (GO): positive regulation of transcription by RNA polymerase II; sensory organ development; axon development
Cellular component (GO): nucleus
Molecular function (GO): DNA-binding transcription factor activity, RNA polymerase II-specific; protein dimerization activity; E-box binding
Source: RefSeq, a predicted model, not a curated record